GAAAAAUUAGUUGAAAACAAAAGAGGAAGUUAAAAUUUUCUACGUAGACACUUGAAUUUCAUCUUUCUGUAAAUGUACCAGGAUGUUUCAUACACCAGAUUACUAUCACAAUAUAUCCAUGAGACUUUCUGAGGUCUUGGACGAUAUUGGAGUGAAUGAAAAUAUCGUGACGAAGAGAAGAAUGGCAACUUUACUGCAAGAAAGCAUGUUCACAAUCACAUCAAAAGCAACUGGCAUACCACAGACUCUAUAUAAGUUAGGCAGUACAUCAGAAGGUUCAACAACACUAGGACUGAAUUCAGAUACUGAUAUACUCAACUGUCAAGAUGAUGUCAUUGUGAUACAGGACUGGUCUGAAUGGACUCCAGGUAAAUGCAAUUUAUUGAUUAUCCAGAAUGAAACAACACCACCUGGUUAUUGUCUUCUACAGGUACUUAGACAUGAUGUUCCACUUCCUACUUCACAUGAAACAGACAAUGUCUAUGUCAAGGAUUCAAGUGGAAAGAUACUGUACAAGAAUACAAUAAUUGAUGAUAUUAUGCCUGAAGGAUGUCAGCGGCAAGGACCAUCAUCAGCAUCAGCAGCAGAACCAGGUAUUCUUGCAAGUGACAUUGUAACAGCACUUCCUUGUAAAUCAUGGCCACAAUCAUCAAGGGCUUGGCUGGACCGGCAAGAAACAAACACAUGGCCAACUGCAGAAAUGAAGAUACAUGCAAAAACAACAAAGUGUUUUCUGGUUGGCGUUGGCAGCAGAACUAGUGAAUAUUCAGAAUUUGAAUGGAGAAUAUCUACCUCAUUAGCUGAACGGUGCUUGAUGUUCAAUUUAAAUAUUACUCAGAUAAGAUGUUAUAUCUUAAUGAAAAUGAUUCUUAAAACAUACAUUAAUAUUGAAAAUCUUGACAAUGAAAGUUACAUUUCAAGUUACAUAUGUAAAACUGUUUUGUUACACUGUAUAAUAAAUAAACAUUCAAAUAUAUGGAAGGAAUGUGAUAUAUUAAACUGUUUAAAUUUCUGUAUAUUAACACUAAACAAUUAUAUAUAUCAAAUGAACACUGUCCCCAUUUCAUUGUUCAUGAAAACAAUUUAA
Molecule: messenger RNA, 1087 nt
Organism: Mercenaria mercenaria
Lineage: Eukaryota; Metazoa; Mollusca; Bivalvia; Venerida; Veneridae
Exons: 2
Coding region: 83-1087 (334 amino acids)
Source: RefSeq, a predicted model, not a curated record